AUGACGAUGACGAUGGAGCUGGAGUCGCAGGUGGUGGUGGUGGAGACGACGACGAGGGCCGCCACCGCCGCGCACGUGAGGACCACGGUGGCGCUCCGGCUGCUGGCGUUCGCAGCGUCGCUCGCCGCCGCCGUGGUCAUAGCCACCAACCGGCAGGACCGCUGGGGCAUCACCGUCACCUUCAAGAUGUUCGCCGUCUGGGAGGCGUUUGUGGCGAUCAACUUCGCCUGCGCCGCCUACGCGCUGCUCACGGCGGUCUUCGUGAAGAAGCUCGUCAGCAAGCACUGGCUGCACCACAUGGAUCAGUUCACGGUGAACCUGCAGGCGGCGUCGACGGCCGGCGCCGGAGCGGUGGGGUCGAUAGCCAUGUGGGGGAACGAGCCCAGCGGGUGGUACGCCGUCUGCCGCCUCUACCGACUCUACUGCGACAGGGGCGCCGUCUCCCUCGCGCUCGCGUUCGUCGCGUUCGUCGCCCUCGGCGUCGCAUCCAGCCUCUCCCGCUUCCCCAGGGCACCCCCCGCCGGCACCCAGAUAAUUAGUAAUUCAUCUUGA
Molecule: messenger RNA, 552 nt
Organism: Miscanthus lutarioriparius
Lineage: Eukaryota; Viridiplantae; Streptophyta; Magnoliopsida; Poales; Poaceae
Source: the annotation of a GenBank genome assembly